This is a messenger RNA of Puccinia graminis f. sp. tritici CRL 75-36-700-3, 4258 nucleotides long. RefSeq lists its product as uncharacterized. The record is from RefSeq and is a predicted model, not a curated record. The transcript has 16 exons. NCBI's taxonomy places the organism in Eukaryota, Fungi, Basidiomycota, Pucciniomycetes, Pucciniales, Pucciniaceae. Gene Ontology annotation, molecular function: cysteine-type deubiquitinase activity; protein binding; cysteine-type endopeptidase activity. The coding region runs from base 1 to 3885 and encodes 1294 amino acids. Gene Ontology annotation, cellular component: cytosol; nucleus. Gene Ontology annotation, biological process: protein deubiquitination; regulation of protein stability.
AUGGAGCAUUCACCUCUGGGUGGCACUGGACGUGGUAAUUACCACCGCAACCUAGACGUCCAGCCGGUUCCAUCCGGUGAGUUGCCUCGGGAGGCGGGACAAGCUCGGGCGAGGGAGGACAGCCGGGCCGGAUUGCAGCCGAGGCGACAGACAUGGCCGGACGCGCCGCUUCGGGACGCGGUCGGACGCGCCCAGAACUGCUGUUGCUCCCAACCAACCUUGCUGAAUAACCGAUUCGACAUACACAUCGACUCUUCUGGUUUGUUUGUUCACCGCCCACGAGAAACGCACAUAUUCUCCUGGAAGUUUACAAUGGUCCUCUCAAUCGAUGAUACCGAAGCCUAUUUAGCCAAAUACUUGCCUGAUACCGGGAUUCCUGUAGAAGGUUUCGGAAAAUACAGCUAUAAAAUAAAGGGUGUUGCCAAAACACCGAGAUCAGAAUGUGUGAAGAGCAAGUCAUUUGUGGUCGGUGGUCAUGAGUGGCGCAUUGUAUGCUAUCCUCGACGACCUCAGGACGAAGGGGACGAUGCCAUUGGAAUUUUUUUGCAAUGCAGCGAUCCAAGACAACCCGAAGGCUGGCAUGUUUGUACAGAGUUUGCCUUUGCGAUUUCCAACCCAAAGGACGGAACGUGCUACAUCGGAACUUCACGGUCCACCAAACGAUUCACCAACUAUGGAGAGGGCUGGGGGCCCCCUCAUAUCAUUGAGUUGGAAAAGCUGUGCAACCCAAACGGCUCCUGCCUCAAACCUAUCAUCGAAAAUGAUGUGACUAUGAUAACUGCGUUUGUGCGAGUGCUUAAGGACGAAACAGGGCUACUAUGGCAUGACUUUGUCAACUAUGACUCGAAAAAAGAAACAGGUUAUGUUGCAUUGACAAACAAUGGAGGUGCAUCCUUCAUGAAUCCUCUAUUGCAGCUUCUGUUCUCGAACAAUUAUUUUCGAAAUGCUGUCUACCAAAUUCCAACCGAGCACGAUGGCGCGGAUUCAGUGGCCUUGACUCUUCAGCGCAUCUUUUGUGUAUUGCAAACAUCCGAUAGCGCUGUUGGGAUAGCCGAGUUGACGAAAUAUUUAGUGUGGAAGUCUUUGGACGUUUCUCAGUCGCAUGACCUCCUGGAAUUCACCCGCGUGCUUCAGCAUAAAUUACAAAGCAGAACGAAAAACACUCCUGUGGACGGUACCUUUCAACAUCUUUUUGCUGGAAAACACAAAAGAUACAUCAAAUGCACCCAUGUCGAUUACGAGAGUAGCCAAGAAGAAACUUUCUUCGACGUUCAGCUUGAAAUCAAGGAUCCUGAGGGCCGGGCUUUGAGAACGCUUCAAGAGUCCUUCAAAGCUUACGUGGCGCCACAGAAAAUGGACGGCGACAAAAAAUACGACGCCGGUGAAGUCCAUGGACUCCAAGAUGCUCACAAAGGGACUGUAUUCCUAGAGUUCCCCCCUGUUCUGCACGUCCAUCUCAAGCGAUCUGAGUAUAAUUUACAGAAAGACAAGCAGGUUGAGAUCGACGAUCAACUAGAAUUUCCGGUCAGACUGGAUCUCGCACCUUACUUGGACGAGUCAGCUGACAAAACGGUCGAUUGGAACUAUCAGUUACAUGGCGUAUUGGUUCAUUCAGGAAAACCUCCAAAGGGAAACUUCUUUGCCUUCAUCAAACCUCACGCUGAAUCGAAAUGGUAUAAAUUUGAUGACGACCGAGUCAUCCCUGUCACAGAGCGGGAAGUCUUGAAGAGUGGUACCGACAGUUCGACGAAUGCCCACAUGUUGGUGUACGUUAGAGAAUCCAAAGAAGGGGAUAUUCUUGCGCCUAUUACCCAGGCCGACACGCCUACCCAUCUAAAAUCUUUGCUGCAAAAGGAACAGAAGGACCAUGCCCAGAAGACAAAAGAGAUGGAAGAGACGGAAACUCAUCUUACCACGAAGAUCAUCACAGAGGAAACCUUCCGAGCAUAUCAAGGCUUUGAUCUGGCGCUGUUUGAUGAUGAAACGAUGCCUCCCUCUGACCUUCCGACAUUCAGAGUUGCCAAAGAGCAACGUUUCCUGGAUUUCAAAUCGACACUUGCCCGAGACCUAGGCUACCAACCUGAGCAAAUCCGUCUUCGACCAUUGUUGGCACCCGUAGACCGGCCACGCAGUGCUGUGCCAGAAGAUGAUCAGACACUAACAAUGGAGGCUCUACGUGACACCACAAUGGCCUCAUCAACUCAAGAUCUCAAGCUCUAUCUUGAAGUCCUCGAUCCAGUGCAUGAAGCACAGGCAGUUGAAUCUGAGGAAAGGCAGAUUAUGAUCAUGGUCAAGUAUUUUAAUGUUUCGGAUCAGACGUUAUCCGGAAUUGGCCACUUUUGGGUUAAGGAAGGCCAAAGAGUAGCAGACUUGGUUCCUCUCAUUAAUACCCGCAUGAAAUUUGCUAAGGGGAGGCGUCUGAAUAUCUACGAGGAACUCAGUCCUGGGAACAUUGUUCCGAUGGACCCGACAGAUACCUUCGCGGAAACUGAAUUGCUGGAUGGGGAUAUCAUUUGCUUUGCAAUUCGAUUUUCCGCUGAAGAACUUGCCAAUCUCGGAAGACAACGGUUGUAUCUUGAUCCGGUGUCAUUUUACGAGUUUUUGACAAAUCGGGUCCUAAUUCAAUUCAAACCUCGCCAUACCAACAUGGCUAAGAUGAUCGAGUUUGGUAUUCCUAUGAGCAAGAAACUAACAUAUUCUCAGAUGGCCCAUCUAGUGGGAGAAAGGUUACACCAUGAUCCCGCCAAGCUCCGAUUCACUAACAGUGAACAAGGCGAUCCCCACCAAGUCAUUUGUCGACAGGGCACAGUGGCUGACAUGAUCGAGUCGCCGGAUAACGACACCAUCAAUAAAAUUCUGUUUUACGAGCUGUUGGACUUGCCUGUCGAUGGGAUUGAAACGGAACGCAAGGUGAAGAUUACAUGGACUGGUGCUCACAAUCGAGAAGACGGAACUUAUUCAUUCUUGAUGCCAAAGACUGCUUCGAUCCAGGAUGUUAUUGAUAAACUCAUGCAACUUUCCACGUUCAUCACAUUCUCGAGGAACUCGACCCGAAAAAUCAAACUUUUUACUUUCCAUGAUGGCCAGAUUGAGAAACAGUUUUCGGGAGAAGAACUUUUAAUAAAUGUGGCCGAUCUCGAGAAUCUACAUGCCACAGAACUCAAAACGGUGACGACACAGUAUGACCCAGUAGCGAUGCUGAAGAUGCUUCAAUUUGUCAAAAAGUUAAGUGUGGAUGGAACCAACUACCCAACUUGGCUCAAGACGGUGGAGAGUAUCUUGGGAAUGACUACAGGCAAGGUGAAUCUGUUGACAUCGCCGGACCAGACGAUAGGGUGCGCGGAAGACCUGAUAAUCAAACAAGCGAUUGCGGCUUCGGUAGAUGAUGCACUUGUACUAACCGUUGUCGAGGCCGAAUCUGGAAUGGAGGCCUUCGAUAAGAUUCAGAAGCACUGGAACAGUCGAAGUAAACAAGUUAUCAUCAUGAAAGAGAUCUUACAGACUAGAUUCAAGAUCUGCGAUGCAACCGCAGACAUCGGAAGCCAUUUCCAGGUCAUCAAGAAUCUAGCCGGAAAGCUAUUCAAAUCAGGGUUUGAGCUUACCAAGGAAUCAUUCAUCGGUCUCUUCUUCCAUCUCUCGCUACCCAGACUAGAUAUCCCUCCUUUUGUAAACAUCUCUCGAAGGAUCGACGCGCGUCCUGGAGGUGCGGCAACGAUUUCCAACGAGCAAUUGGUUCAACUUGCUCAAACCGAGUUGGAAAACUUCCGUCAAAAUCGCAAGAUCACUUGCUGCGAACCGCAUACACAUCCAACUCGACAAUGUCCACCCUCUGGCACAAUCGCUGAUGAUGAAUUACACAAGUCGAAGCGACGUCGUCAUUGCUAAAGCUGGAUGAACCAGCACUGUUCAAAUAAAUCUCCAAACAAACAACCCAACCGCCGUUGCCGGAAGGAGAUAACAUUUACAGCUCGGAUGCUCUUCGGGACGCCUGGAUGGAGACUUGUUUUUGGAGGUAGAUGGUCAAGUUUUGAUUGGAGUGAUUAUGCUGGGCCUCAAAUGUGCUUGCCUCAAAAUUGUAGUAGUCCCCUAUCUAGCAAGUACAUACCACUUCCAGAUCUCUGAAUUUGUGAAAGUUAGCUCUCUUCUGAUUAUCCUUGUAUAUACACACACUUCCUUGUGAUGAUAUUGUGCAAUGUUUCUUGUGAGGUUAAUCAAACUUUUCCCAUGAGUUUCGAUUGGGCACUAUCAUUAUAGUCAG